AUGGUUGAUGAAUCAGAUGACUCGAUUCCUGCGAACAUUACGCCUCCAAUUUACGUGACUCCACGUGUUUUACGCAACUCACCACUCUCGACAAAACGAGAAAAACAAAAAUCAACACCAUUAUUUCGUCGACCGGCCCCAAAAGUUGCAAAAACUGCGCCGCCAAUGCGAAGUCUUCAUUCACAAUUUCAAAUUCGUCAACCAAGAAUAAUUACUCCAUCCGGAGCAACAGAACCCCUUCAUAGUCCAAUUUAUAACAAAGAGAAACAUUUAACAUAUUUCGAACAAUGUUUCAAAAUCUCAUCAAUUAUUGGAAAAGGAUCAUUUGGCGAAGUUUUCGCUGUCAAAUCAAUGGAAGAUAGUCGAAAUUAUGCUAUUAAAGUGUCAAUUCAAGUUAUUCGACAAAAUUGUGCUAGCAAAUAUCGAGAGGUUGAGAAUCAUAUGAGAUUACCAAAACAUUCAAAUUUGGUCGAAUUUGUGAAAGCUUGGGAAGAAGGCGGAAGAUUGUAUAUUCAACAAGAAUUAUGCGAGAAAAGCUUAUUGCAAUUAUGUAUGGAAAGACAUGCAUUGCCAGAGGAAAUGAUUUGGAAUAUUCUUAUUGAUUUAUUGAAAGCUGUUGAUCAUUUACAUAUGAAUGAUAUGAUACAUGAUGAUAUUAAACCAGACAACAUCUUUUUGACAUCAAAAGGUGUUUGUAAAUUGGGAGAUUUUGGGCUAGUUAUCAAUUUGAAGAAUGUAAGUUUUUCUUUUUUUUUCGUCCUUCUGAAAAUACAUUUCCAGACUUCCAUAUAAAACCUUUGUAUUUUUUCAGAAAAAUGACGUGGCAUCUGCUGAAGAAGGCGAUAGUAAAUAUCUUGCACCAGAAGUUCUCAAUGGAGCACCAAGCAAAGCCAGUGACAUUUUCAGUCUAGGAGUUACAAUUCUCGAAGCAGCCACUGAUUUAGAUAUUCCAUCAAAUGGUGAAAGUUGGCAUCAAAUUCGAAACGGCGAAAUUCCUGAUCGAUUUUUUGUUGGAAUUUCUGUCGAAUUGAGAUUCAUUAUUCAAUGGAUGUUAUCAUCAACUCCAUCAAUAAGACCAACAACAAAAGAAUUGUUGAAACAAAAUGGAAUUCGAAGAAGAAUUUGGAAAAGAACAUUAUAUGUUAAAUCAGUUGAAUUGGUAAGUUUUUCUUUUUUUUUCGAAAUUUUUCAAAAUAUAUUUUUUCUAGGCUCAUUCAAUUGCUGAUUGGUCAUUUGUUAUAACAACAUGGUUGAUGGCAUUAUUCUCUGUAGUUGUUUAUCCAGCUCUUUCUGCAAUAUGUGAUCGACGUGCUUCAAUAUGCGCUGAAACUGUUUCAAAACAACAUACACCCAUUCAAACACCUGAAACAUCUUCAUCUCGUCUUGGAUUCGCCAAAACUUUGGCUGCAUCAAAUAUCACACCAUUUGAUUAUUCAGACGAAGAAAACGUCUCAUUCCAAAGACGACUUUUCCCACUGAUUCCACGUUUCCAAAUGGAUGACGAUGAGGAUGAUGAGGAUGAAGAUACACGAAAUGAUAAUGAAUUGCCAACAAGUUCAUCGAAUUCAUCAACAAUUGAUUCAUUCACAACAAGUUCGCCGAUUUUGCGAGAAAGUCCAAUUAGAAGAUCAUUAAGAUUCCGAUCAGAAACACCACCGAGUGCAAGAAGAAUUCGAGAAAAUAAUCAUCGAGGAAGUGGCGAUUAUAAUAGUCAACAAAGAAGAAAAUAUGAAAGAAUGAGAAGAAUUGAGGCAUGUAUGGAUUCAGAUGAUAAUGAUGAACUUAUUAAUGCAGCUGCAGCAGAAAAUAUUAUGUUAGUUUUUUUGACGAAAACAUUUUUAAAAAACUUGGAGCUUCACCUUUUCCCCUUUUCACUUCAAUUUUUUUGUCAUAUUUCCAAUCAAUAUUUGUCUUAUUUUCAGGCCACAAUCUUGUCCACCAUUGCUUCGCAGUUGUCGAAAACUCAAUCUUCAACGAGCUCCAAAAUUGAACUUUAAUUUAUUAGACAAUAAUGAGAAUACAGGAAAUGACAAAAUUGAGAUUCAUCAUCAAAGACCAAAUAGAAAUGCAAAAGCGACUUCUUCAAACUCUUCUUCUUCGUCGGUUUUGGGACAAACUAGAACAUUGAGAUCAACAGCAGCCAGAAGAGGAGCAUUGGUAGGUUUACUUUUUUUUUAUUUGUGAAUUCUCAAAAAAAAUCCUUUUUGUUUCAGAUUGCCGAAGAUUCUUCAGCUGAUGAGUUUUGA
Molecule: messenger RNA, 2246 nt
Organism: Caenorhabditis angaria
Lineage: Eukaryota; Metazoa; Nematoda; Chromadorea; Rhabditida; Rhabditidae
Source: the annotation of a GenBank genome assembly